Sporisorium graminicola is the source of this 3399-nucleotide messenger RNA. RefSeq lists its product as uncharacterized. Gene Ontology annotation, biological process: monoatomic cation transport; intracellular calcium ion homeostasis; transmembrane transport. Gene Ontology annotation, cellular component: membrane. NCBI's taxonomy places the organism in Eukaryota, Fungi, Basidiomycota, Ustilaginomycetes, Ustilaginales, Ustilaginaceae. Gene Ontology annotation, molecular function: monoatomic cation transmembrane transporter activity. The transcript has a single exon. The record is from RefSeq and is a predicted model, not a curated record. Bases 1 to 3399 code for a protein of 1132 amino acids.
AUGGCCGGCAACCGUCACCGCAAGGAUGCUUGGCUCGUGUUCGCCUUUCUCAUCGUGGUGCAGAUCGUCUGCUUUCGUGGAAGCCAGCGCCUUCGCUCCCAUCUCGCUCCUCAAUCAAUAGCAUCUCCUGCUCGUAUACAAUGGUAUAAGCGAUCGGAACUUCCUGCGUUCGAAGUAUUCAAGCACGCAUCGACGUCGAUCACAGUCACCACAACUGCGUCGAGCAAGGCUGCUACCUCAACAAAGAAGCAAAAGCAGCACCAUUCCUCGACCACAUCUGCGAAGACAGAGCCAACUUCGCCGUCGCAAGACCCACACGAGGAACCCGACCCGGUAGCAUGUCAGCCCAUACCGGUCGAUCGAUCGCCAAGACAUGUUUGCAAGCAUGUCGUCCAGCAUUGCUCCGCCUCGGGUCACUUUGACUACCUCCGCUUCUACUACUGCGUCGGCGUCUCCUCCAAUGAACUCGAACAUGGACCGCCUUCCGAUCCCAGCCCUGGCAAGCCGCGCUGGCAACCGGGCAUCUCGGUGCUGCGAUUUCUACGACUGUUGUGCAUCCUCGUGUGGAUGCUGUUUCUCUUCAGCUGGGUCGGCGUGGUGGCCAGCGACUUCUUUUGCCCCAACCUCAGCACGAUCGCAUCUCGUCUCGGCCUCAACGAAAGCACCGCCGGAGUAACCUUUCUCGCUUUCGGCAACGGAUCUCCGGACGUCUUCUCCACCUUUGGCGCCAUGAAGACCAAUUCGGGAUCGCUGGCCAUCGGCGAGCUUUUAGGUGCCGCCUCAUUUAUCGUUUCGGUCAUCUCGGGAUCCAUGAUGCUCAUCGCCCCCUUCAAGGUCAAGGCUUGGCCCUUUUGCCGAGAUGUCGGCUUUUUCACCAUCGCAGUCGCCCUCACGCUCACCUUUCUUUUUGAUGGCAAGCUGAGGCGAAGCGAGACCAUCGCCCUCAUCGGCCUCUACUUCCUCUAUGCUACCACCGUCAUCGUCGGCUCGUGGUGGCAGGAGCGUCGACGCAAGCAGAAACGCAGGCUGGAGGCUGCUAGGGACGAGUACGACAGCCAGGCAGACGAUCGAUCCAUCCUCAGCCGUGGCAGCAUUCGAUCCGAAUCAAGAGGUCAAGCGACCCUUUCCGCUUCCCAACGUCUGCUAAGCCCGUCGGAAUACGACCCCGACUUUGACCCUUUCGAAGACUGGGCAAAUCGCAGAGCUGACCACAGUGGCGCAUCUACUCCCGAUUAUCCGCGCAACGGCAGCCGCGCGCCGUCCGUUCACACUCCAGGCUCCUCCAAUUCGCGUGCAACGAUCAAGGCAACGCUUAGUGUUCGUCCCCACCUGGUACCACGCCAUUCCCUGCUCUCUGCCAUCGAGUUCCGCGAUGUGGUCCAGAGCCUUCGUCGCGACGCCACCGCAGAUCGCUCUCAGGAGAUCUUCCAGAGCUGGGAUCCCGAACGUUUCCUGCCGCAUCAUCACCACGGCAACCAACACAUGCACCUCACCACAAGUGCUUCCGGGGAGCUCCGCACCAACAAUCAGAGCAGUCCAGACCGAUCUCGCCGUGCGGGGCACAACCGCGUGCUGAGCCUCGGUCUCGGCGUCGCGUCUCAGGCCGGUCUGGCGAGGAGCGCAUCAACGAGCUCGGGUCGUCGACGUAGAACAGUUGGUGCUCAUGACGGCGCAAGCCAGCAUGGGGACAGCCACGACCAAAUCGAGGCUUCCGGGAGUCGGGUUGGCGUCAGUGUAGAGGCAGGAAGCGUCGACGACCCCUGGAGAGAGCACCUUCCCGGCGACGCUUGCGAGCCUCUCGUCUCGCCCGCCUUGCCCUUGGACAACUCAUCUCAGCAAGACCCUCUACACCAGACGACAUCGCGCAGAGCGCUUCCCAGACUCGAGAUUCCAGAAUGGGACACCAAAGCGAGCAGAAGCGAACAAGCACGGCGCGCCCCCCGGGGCAACAAGCGCGAAAACACGGCAAGGUUUGCGGAUCAAGGAUCGUCGGGCAGCUCUCCGGUUCACAAAGACAAUCUGGACAACUUUGCGAGCCAGAGGCGCGUGCGACCGACACGAACAGCCGGCGAGCUGCUUGCGUGGAAGUUGCGAGUCAUCUUCAAUGCGCUCUUUCCCUCGCUGCGCCACUUGCACGCCAAAUCUCUGCUCGGUGCCGCCAUCAGCGUUGCUACAUCGCCUGCUAUCCUGCUGCUCAAUCUGACGCUGCCUGUGGUGGAUGACGAGGCCGAACGCGCCGAGCGCGAAGUUGAUCCGGCCGAAGCCGAUGGGAUCGGUGCAGUGCGACUCGAAGGAGACGAGGCACCUCUGCGCGCUGAGGGUCGCUCAUCGGAGGAUGGCCCCGCUGCAGACCUGGCCACAUCGGCAUCAACACACACGCAACUUUGGAGUGCAGAGGAGCGGGCAGAGGCGAUCGAGGACGCCGAACACGAUGCUAAUGUACAUCGAGAUCAAGAGAUUGCAUCGGCGUUGCGGCAUCUGCCCUCUAUGGGUGGGUCUCCGCUCUCGUUUGGAAGCAGUCCCACGGGUCGAGCGGGUGCUGGUAUACACUUGCCUGCAGCCUCGUCGUCGCUGCCGCUGGAUCAGCAGACACACGACACAGCGAGCUUCGUUAGUAAUGAGAGCUGUGAAGCCGAGGAUCAAGAGAUGCGGCGCUCGAUUCGACGCUUCCUGCUCCUUUGCCAAAGCGUGUGCGCACCCACGUUUGUGACGUGGGCUAUUGUGUCGUCGUCCGGCGCGCCGCACGUCGGGCUCAAGGUGGCAGUGGCGGCAGCGGCUGGCGCAAUGUCAGCGCUGUUCUCGUUCUGGGCCAUGAGGCGCCAAGAUUCCGGCAGAGCGCGAUUCUCGGACCGGACGCUGUCAGCGUUUGCGAUGAUCCGAUGCUCGAUGGGAUUUGUCGUGUCGGUCAUGUGGAUCAUGACGAUCGUUGACGAAGUGGUCUCGAUUCUGCAGACGGUAGGCAUCAUUGUAGGCCUAUCAGACGCCAUCCUUGGGCUGACAGUGUUUGCCGUGGGCAAUUCGCUCGGUGAUCUGGUGGCCAACAUCACAAUCGCCAGGCUUGGGCACCCGGUGAUGGCGAUCAGCGCCUGCUUUGCCGGGCCCAUGCUCAACCUACUGUUGGGCAUCGGCAUCUCUGGCACUUGGUUGCUAUCGGACGGGCGCAGUCACUGGGGUCACGAUGGAGCGACCGGCGUCUAUCCGAUCGACUUCAACCCGACGCUGCUGGUAUCCGGAUUGGGACUGCUGCUGAUCCUCGUUGGGACGCUGAUUGCGGUUCCUAUGAACCGGUUUGAGCUCACUCGACCGAUUGGCGUGUCGCUGAUUGCGGCUUAUGGGCUUAUCAUGACGGUCAACCUUCUCACCGAGAUCUUUUGGGUUCGAGGACACACUGUAUUAUAG